Messenger RNA from Oppia nitens, 2586 nucleotides. RefSeq lists its product as uncharacterized. Bases 361 to 2586 code for a protein of 741 amino acids. The record is from RefSeq and is a predicted model, not a curated record. NCBI's taxonomy places the organism in Eukaryota, Metazoa, Arthropoda, Arachnida, Sarcoptiformes, Oppiidae. The transcript has 7 exons.
UAGUAUUUAUAUUUAACAUUUUUUUCAUGACUUUCACCUAAAACUCGAAGCCAUCGACACAGAUAUAGGUCAACACUUCGUGAACUGUCAAUACCUGUAACCCGGAUAUCAUCGGCGGCUCAGACGGACCUCAAAUGGUUCUUCAGAAGAGAUGUCGCCUGUGAGGCCAAUCUGUCGUCAUUCUCGUCCGAAUCGGAAGAGUCGGUAGUAUCGGCCUAUCCUAAAGGAUUUCACCCGAAAACAGGUCAACUCAUCGAUCAGAGUUUACUAUCAAAUUAUUAUAAACUUAAAGAUCAAAGUGCUGUCAAACAAUCCGGUGCUAAACAACAGACACAUCGCGAACAACAAACACAUCCAUCGAUGGAACGAAUGUAUAGAUCAUUGAAAACCCCGGAACCUAUAAUAGAAGAAUACGGCGCAACAACCACUGCCACCGCAACGUCGUCUUCAGAUUCCAACUCUGAGGGCGACUAUAGCUGUGAAAAUGUUAGAGAAAUAUAUCGGGAAAAGUUUGCCGAAUAUAAGACACACACAAAACCAUUGCAAAAGAGCUAUUAUCACAUGAGAUCUGAAGAGAAAAAGUUUAACACAGAGUUCAGUGAUAAUAAAAAACAUACAAAAGAUAAGAAACAGUAUUUGGAAACAGAUCUUCAAAGUUAUGAUAGAGAACCACAACGACUGGACAUUAAACAGAAAUCCACUGCCAAAAAGCAGAAACCCGAAGUGCAUCCAGAAGUGAGUCACAAAUCAACGCUUACCACUACUUUGCCACCAAAAUCUACGCCUAUAGCAAAAUCAUUGCCAAUUAUGAGAUCAAUGGAGACACAAACCAAUGGUGAGUUGGUUGUGGCGGAACAAUCUGUACCAAAACCAGUGAUGAAAGUGACGCCCGGAAAGGAUUUGAGAACUGAAUCAAAGAUUAUAAUAGAUGUGACAAAAGCUAAUAAAAAAGAGAGAAGUGAAGUGACAUCACUAACCAAACUGGACGACGAGGGCAAGAUGUCUCGUACCACACACGUCACCACAAGUCAACACAUUCCCGUCAGACCAAUGAUGGACACUAAGCCUAUGCCACGAAUUACUGAUGGAUAUCAAAGUAUACCAUUGAGAUCACAAUCACCUCAAAGAUCUAUGCCAUCACCCAUACGUAAGGCACAAUCGGAAAUCGAUGUAACACCAGCCAGCAAUGUGUCUACCCGUCCUGCAUCGGCCGAUGAUUUAUCAAUGCCACCCAUAAGCAUAGCGCCACAGAUACCGUCUACAAUGAGUUUUGGAUCGUCCACUCAUAGCUUGAAGUCAUCACUUAAGACUCCGAGUCCCACAUUUCGUCACUACGACACUGAAGAUAUAACUGUACCAAAGAUUGGUCGGGUCAGCAUUCAAGACCCAUUGCAUCUCGUGGUAAUCGCACCGCCAGAUAAUUUUGGUAACAAAUCCAUGUCUAUGAAUAGCAACGGUUUGCUUAUACCUAUAGACAAGUCCCGAUGGAAAGAGACUUCCAGUUCAACCAUUUGUAAUGAGAUGACUACCGAUGCCUUUAAAGAUGAAGAUGGUGUCGUUCAACAGCCUAAAGCAAUAUCGAUGUCCACCGAAACACUGAUUGAGAGCAAAGGCGGUGAAUCUAUGGUAAAGACUCGCUCGAGAACUGCCCGUAAGUAUGGCAAUGAAGGUCAGGAAAAAUCAAUAACCAAUGAAAUGGCAUUUAAUGGGUCGAAAGAUUACUUGAAAAACAACUUUCCAUACAUCGAUACCAAACCACCAAAAAGAUCGUUUUCACCGCCACAUCGAACCUCAUCAUCACCAGUGGUAACAUUAGUUGAUACUCCGGAGUUUUUGAGUCCCGAACCACCGGAACAGUUGCCGAAAAUGAUUAGCACAAAGAUGUCACGCGUGUCGACACCCGAUAGAGAGAAACGAGAUCCUUCUCUGGUCACAGAUGUCAGUACAUCUCGUUAUCGACCGGACGAAGAACUAACCAAACGAUUGGUGCAAAACACGUCGCGAAGGGCUGCUGUUGUUGAACCGGUUCAACAAUACAAGCCAGCCGUCAGUAGCGACACAAACAACACGGCUGUCCCAACAACAGGUCCACCGCCAGCCACUGAAAUAAUAUCACGUAUUAUUAGGACUUCUGAAUUGGAUGAAAGUAAAAAGUUUCGCAAAUCUAAGACCGUUUUUGAACAAGAAUUACAAUCAGCUCGCGAUGGACCCGGAGGUGGAUGUCAUAUAUCGACAAGCAUUGCGUUUGAUAAUCCCGUUCCUCAAAGUAGUGGUGUUAUUAUCAAAGAAAUCAAUGAAGAUGGAACUUCAAAAAGCGGAUCCACCGAUACUUUGGACCGGAGGUCUGGUGUAUCCGGAGUUUCGGGAGUAUCGGGAGUAUCGGGAGUAUCGGGAGAGAUAAUGACUGAAACAAAUUUCCAGCGCUUCAAAUCACCACAGAUCGGACCAAAUGUCAGUGAAGAGACCUCUUGGAAGUACUCAAUGCAAUGCAAUUAUCUUAACGGCACAAACACUACCUUCCGAACAACCAUUGAUUACAAACGGAUUAAAUACCCACCGCUGACAUCAUAUGAGACCAGUUUAUGA